Trachymyrmex cornetzi is the source of this 684-nucleotide messenger RNA. Its product is annotated as THAP domain-containing protein 1. The transcript has 6 exons. NCBI's taxonomy places the organism in Eukaryota, Metazoa, Arthropoda, Insecta, Hymenoptera, Formicidae. The record is from RefSeq and is a predicted model, not a curated record. The coding region runs from base 1 to 684 and encodes 227 amino acids.
AUGGUUGGGUGUGCAGCCCCAUUUUGCAAUAAUUCUGCAGCCAAAGGCUACAUUAUGAAAAUAUUUCCGCGUGACGUGGAACGUCGAGCAUUAUGGGCGAUAAAUGUUGGAAAAAAUUGGACACCAACGAAAAAUGCAUAUCUCUGCGAGGUACAUUUUGCUCCAACUAUGUGGGAACGAAGAACUGAUAUGCGAAAAUUAAAACCAAAUGCAGUUCCCACAAUAUUUGGUUAUUUUUUAAAAUCUAUCAAUGAUGUUCAAUUGUAUGAGCCUGAUGGUGAUGUUAAAGAGCAGGAUUGUCAGAUGAUGAAUGAUGCAUCUGGAUCUGUUGAAUUACAUCAACCUAUUGACGUUUCAUUGGAUCAAUCUGGUGGUGAUACUCAAGAGCAGGAUUGUCAGGUGAUGACUGAUGUAUCUGAAAGCAAUGAAUUAUCAACAAUGUGUCCAGCUUCAUAUAGAGCUCAGUGUAAAAGAAAACAAGAGAAGCAAUAUAAGAAAUUCAAUGAAAUUAUCCGAAAACAACAGCUAAAUAUUAUUAAAAUGUGGAAAACAAUAAAAGCUUUAAGAUUCACUAUUAUUGAAAAAACUGAAGAAAUGGGUUAUCAGAAAUGUGAACUUUAUUACGUCAGACAUGGGGUCGGGAAACACUGGGUCAUGGAAACUAUUAGGUAUAAGUACAGGUAG